Solanum verrucosum is the source of this 1682-nucleotide messenger RNA. RefSeq names its product allantoate deiminase 2. The transcript is spliced from 12 exons. The coding region runs from base 62 to 1540 and encodes 492 amino acids. Gene Ontology annotation, molecular function: hydrolase activity, acting on carbon-nitrogen (but not peptide) bonds, in linear amidines. Lineage: Eukaryota; Viridiplantae; Streptophyta; Magnoliopsida; Solanales; Solanaceae. The record is from RefSeq and is a predicted model, not a curated record.
AUUCCAAUUUGGGAGUGCCGUGGCCUUGUUCGCUUGCUUUUAAGACUUGCAGCAAGCAGCCAUGGCGGCGCCUCCUUCUAUUACAUUCUCAUUUCCAAUUCCCCAUGCAAUCAUGAAGAACUCUCUUUCAAUCUUAUCCUUCAUUCUUCUUCUUUCUCCUUUGUUCGCCAUGGCUAACACAUCAUUUGGUGCUGAAAAUAUAGAAGGCAUAAAGUAUGAUCUUUUCCCUGAAAUCCUCAAGGAGGAAGCUGUUGGAAGACUUAAUGAGCUUGGAAAGGUAAGUGAUGCAAACGGCUACCUAGAGAGGACCUUCCAGAGCCCUGCAUCGAUCAGAGCGGGAAAUCUUCUUCGUGCAUGGAUGGAAGAUGCAGGCUUGAAAACGUGGGUGGACCAAAUGGGCAAUGUCCAUGGUCGGGCUGAAGGAAUUAAUCCAAGUGAAAGGACUUUGUUAAUUGGCUCUCAUUUGGAUACAGUUAUUGAUGCUGGAUUCUUUGAUGGUUCAUUGGGCAUAAUUUGUGCAAUAUCUGCAUUAAAGGCAUUGAAUUCCUCUGGAAGGUUGGGUAAACUCCGGCGACCAGUUGAGGUAAUCGCGUUUAGUGAUGAGGAGGGAGUAAGGUUUCAGUCAACCUUCUUGGGCAGUGCAGCUAUUGCUGGCAUAUUACCAGUUUCAGCGUUGCAAGUACAUGAUAAGAAUGGUGUGACAGUGCAAGGUGCUCUGAGAGCAAGUUCUAUAGAGACUACAGAAGAAAACCUUUUGCAGCUCAAAUAUGAACCAGAAUCUGUUUGGGGCUAUGUUGAGGUUCACAUUGAACAGGGACCUGUACUGGAGAAUGUUGGUCUCCCUCUUGGUUCAGUAAAAGGCAUUGCAGGGCAGACAAGGUUGAAGGUGACAGUGAAAGGCACACAAGGACAUGCAGGGACAGUACCCAUGAAUAUGCGACAGGAUCCUAUGGUUGCAGCUGCUGAACUAAUUGUAUUUCUGGAAAGUCUUUGUAAACAACCUGACUAUUAUCUGUCAUAUGAUGGUCAAUGCACAUCUUCAACAGUGGAAUCUCUUGCAGGAUCUCUGGUCUGUACUGUUGGAGAGAUAUCAACUUGGCCAAGUGCAAGUAAUGUCAUUCCAGGCCAGGUGACAUUCACCGUAGAUGUACGUGCGAUGGAUGACUCAGGACGAGAAGCUAUAAUUUAUGAAUUCUCUAAUAGACUCUACCAUAUGUGUGAUAGGCGUUCUGUCUUCUGUAACGUUGAGAGAAAGCAUGAUGCAAAUGCUGUGGUUUGCGAUCCUGGCCUGAGUACACAGCUAAAAUCUGCAUCUUAUACUGCUUUGAAAAGAAUAACUGGUGAGGAUCCAGGUGAUGUUCCUGUACUGAUGAGUGGAGCAGGACAUGAUGCAAUGGCCAUAUCUCAUCUAACCAAGGUGGGAAUGCUAUUUGUUCGUUGUCGUGGAGGCAUCAGCCAUUCUCCAGCAGAACAUGUAUUGGAUGAUGAUGUUUGGGCAGCUGGAAUGGCUGUCCUUGCAUUUUUUGAGACACUCUUGUAAUAGUUGGCAUUUUGCAGUGCAACCUAGUAGGCUAGUUUGCUAUUCAUAAUCCCAUUUUGUAUAUAUAUGUAUCCAUUCAAUUUCUAUAGUUGCAGUAAUGAGAAUGUAUAUUUGCAAUAAAACAAGUUGGCCUGUUACUUAA